UAUGUUAAUCUAGCGGUCGUAAAAUGUCACAAUUUGGUGUUGGCAACUGAGCGAUUACCGCGUGACAUUCAAGAUAAACAGAAGACAUGAGAGGCUCCCCAGCUUCAGUAGCACCAGUGCACCAGCGACGAACCCUCACUUUACAUCUAUGCUGCUGGAGCGAGUAGAGAUCCCAAAUUAAACACUAGUGUAGAGACAGCUUGGCGCCACAUCCCGACGUCACGAUAUGCAGAAGGGCUUUGAAGGCCAGUGGCUCCGGCCGGCGUCCCCUAUGGAGAGGAACUGCGAGGUGGGCCACCAGGAUGGCAACUUCCUUCUCUGCUACUAUAUGAGUCUUAGCACUCCGGAGCCUCUCCAGGAGGGACACGUCAGGCUGGCUCUCACACACCUCUACAGGAAAGUGAGGUGCCUCCAGGUGUGCAUUGCAGAACGAGACGGGGUGAUGUGGCUGAAAGAGGCGUCCAACCCUGACAUAGACUUCCAGGUGAUUCCCGAUGGUGAUUUCCACGAGGUGAUGAGAGAGCUGCGGGCGUACCGGUACUGCUCGGCCACUGGGCCCCUGUGGUGCGCUAGACUCGUGCCUGACACCACCUCACACCUCACACAGCCUCAUCCUAGCCACCUCCAGCCCGCCUACCCUCAUAAUCACCACCUGUUUCUCGGUCUGCACCACGGCAUUGUUGACGGCAUGACGGCCAUGGCUGUGUGCGGGUUCAUCGUUACACUACUCAACGAUGUCAUCGCUGGGAAAGCCAUCAAUGAUGAGCAGCUUGGGGAAUAUGUCAUACACGGAGAGACGAUACAAUUAAUUGAGGCUAAGAAAGUAGCGAUUGAGACUGAUCCUAAACUUCAGCAAGAAUUUGUCGACAAAGCCAGACUUCGGAAUGAUAAGCCGGCCUUGCUUAAAAGUGCAAUAAAAGUUCCUAAGCAGAUCAAAGAGGAAAGUCUGUUUCUCAUACGUGACUUGGAUUCGUCGACCACUAACAAGUUCCUCAACAAGUGCCGGGCUGAAGGCGUAUCUCUCAACUCAGGUUUCAUGGCUCUCGCUCACGUGGCGCUGGUCGACCUCCUGGUUGACAAUGGUAUUGUACAAGACACUUAUGAUCUCCUUACUUCCCACGCCAUAAACGCAAGACGGUAUUGGAAAAACACCACCUCAAUGGUCCUUGGCUGUCACGUCCUGGAUAACAUCGAGUUUUACACAGAUACUCCCAUAAACAUCUCAGAGAACUUCUGGAACUUUGCCCGGAAGAUCCACGCAGAAAUGCAGCAUCACUUGAAGACUGGUACGGUUCUCUGGGAGGAAGCCUUCAGGAAGCUGGAAAACAAAAGCAAUCACGACCCAAGGGAGUUUCUGGACGCGCCUUUACCAGCAGACUUCUACACCUCCAAUCUGGGCGACGUGACUUCGCUGGUGACGGAGGGGCGAGAGCAUGUAAGAGUGACCCGGGUCUUCAGGUCCAUCUCUAUCAACAAAAGGAAUGGAACCUGGAGCCACAUGUUCCACUCCUUCAGGGGCCAUCUUAUCCACGUCCUCGACUACAACACAAGGACAGUCACCACUCAAAUGGCUGAAUAUUACUGCAAACAGCUGUUCCAGCACCUGUUAGAAGUGCUUUAGCUGGUGUGAGAAUGUUUAACACUAGUCCGGUUACCACUGAAAAGUCUAAAUAUUACUGUAAACAACUGUACCAGUGUUAUUUAGAUGUUUAACGUGCUAUUGUUUAAGCAUUAUUUACAUUUCCAGUACAUAUGAUCAGUCAUACAAUAAUCUAAAAAGUUAAAUCAUUAUUUUGUAUAGUUAUUAAAAACGUAUACAUAAAUA
This is a messenger RNA of Procambarus clarkii (red swamp crayfish), 1825 nucleotides long. RefSeq lists its product as uncharacterized. NCBI's taxonomy places the organism in Eukaryota, Metazoa, Arthropoda, Malacostraca, Decapoda, Cambaridae. The record is from RefSeq and is a predicted model, not a curated record.